UACAAAGUUCACCCUUUAGAAGCGGUGGUGAGUCGCAGUCCCACACCCUCCUUCCCCACGUAACCAACACCAACUCUUACCCCUUUUUCUCUCUCUCUCUCUCUCCCUUUCCCGCAUUCUCAUUCUCCAUUCUUCUCAUGGCCACGGACCACAAGCUUCUCCACGUUCACCCUCCUCAACUCACCUUUGUCUUUGAACCCAACAAACAGAGUUCCUGCUUGCUUCAUCUCUCCAACAACGCCUCUCACCAUGUUGCCUUCAAGGUCAAGACCACCUCUCCCAAGAAAUACUGCGUCAGGCCAACCCUCGGCAUUGUCAACCCUCACGGAACAUGCCAUUUCACCGUCACUAUGCAGGCUCAGCGCACUGCCCCACCCGAUUUCAACUGCAAAGACAAGUUCCUCCUUCAAACCGCCGUUGUCCCCUCUGGAACAACCCAGGAUCAAAUCUCCUCUCACAUGUUUCUCAAAGAUAAUGGAAGCCGUGUCCAGGAAACCAAGCUAAGGGUCCUCCUCAUUAGCCCACCUUCUUCCCCUGUCAAUGCACAUUUCAACCAAAUGCCUCCCCCUCUAACAGUUGAAAAACGUCUUGAGGCAGCGGCGGAGGAUAUGGAGGAUGAAGCGGAUAAGGAUAAUGUUCCAAGAUGUGUUGAGAAGGUGGGUGACAUGAAUGGAGUGAAUGAUGUUGUCAAAUUGACUUUAGCUAAAGAUUCAGAGGGGUUGAACUCCAGGUUGAGUGCAGUGGAUGCAAAGCUAAGAGAGGCCGAAGAAACCAUCAUGAAGUUGAUUGCAGAGAAGCAAAAGAACACACGAGAAAAAGAAUUGCUCAAGCAAGAGUUGGAGAUGUUGAAGAAGAAAAUCAAGAUGAGAAGAGCUCAGGGAGGCUUCCCAUUUCUGUUUGUUUGUGUGGUUUCUCUUGUCAGUAUGGCCGUGGGAUAUUAUAUUCAUCCAUAAGGGGGAAAAUGUGUAUAGUAGCAGAAGUUUCAAAAUCAUGGUGUUCUCCUUAAUGAUUCGAUAGAGGACAAUUCGUUGUUAAUUGUGAUGGUUAUACUCGACGAAUGUUAAUAUGUGAUAAGUGAGAACCUUUCUGAAAUGCUUGUAAAAUGAACUGCAUCUAUUAAGAGAAGCAUAAUAAUAUG
Molecule: messenger RNA, 1138 nt
Organism: Cajanus cajan (pigeon pea)
Lineage: Eukaryota; Viridiplantae; Streptophyta; Magnoliopsida; Fabales; Fabaceae
Product: vesicle-associated protein 3-1
Biological process (GO): endoplasmic reticulum membrane organization
Cellular component (GO): plasma membrane; endoplasmic reticulum membrane
Source: RefSeq, a predicted model, not a curated record